Messenger RNA from Coregonus sp. 'balchen', 19157 nucleotides. NCBI's taxonomy places the organism in Eukaryota, Metazoa, Chordata, Actinopteri, Salmoniformes, Salmonidae. The record is from the annotation of a GenBank genome assembly.
CCUCACUGUGCAGUGACGACGAAGACAACAACAAAACACAGCUGCAAAGUAGGGUGUUAGCUUGCUAGCGUUACUUGAAAUUAACCUUAGCUCGAGUCACAUAACCCUGGGCGAGGAGAAGAGACCUGUAACAAGCGAAAUGAGAAUCGAUGAAAAUGUGUAGCUACAUAGCAAUAUGAAUCGAUUGUAAAAACUAAGAUUGAGUCAGCUACAUUAAAGACUAGCUAAUCAUCCCACAUAGCUAGCGUUCUAAAUCCAGCUAACGUUAGCUAGCUCUAUGUCAUUCAAGCUAAACCAGACUAGCCAGCUACCGGUAUCUCGCCAAGGCGGAGGAGAAGAUGGGAGUAAACAAAAAAGGUAAGAGUUUAUAUUAUUGCUAGACACAUGUCAGUCAUAUAACAUGUUUCUGUAAAUAGGACAGGGCACUUUACGGACCCAUUCACUGUCAUGGGUGUAAACCUCCAGAAAUAGAUUGCUAGUUAGUUAGCCAACGUUAGCUAAACUAGCUAACAGUAGGUAGUGGUUAGGCAACGUCAACUAACUAGCUAACGUUAGCUAGCGAAGUUGCUGAGAAACCCGUCAGAGGAAACAAAGGGAUUUAAGACAUCUAUUAGUUACUUCAUUAACCAUAUAGCUAUGUCGAUAUUAAUUUAAUUUACUGUGUCAUAUUACUUGGUACUUUUCUUUGCCUUCGUUAUUUUGUCCAACCUUGGCCUCAAGCUAGCUGGCUAGCUAGUACUGUAACGUUAAUGCCACAAUGGUCUAUUACGCAAGCAUAGCGAGCUAACGUUAAAACUUGCAAGACACCGCCGACGGUGUCAAGGCCUCGUAGUUGAUCGUCGGAGAGCGAUACGGUCAUGUUUCAAAUGUAGACAAACAAUUUAGCUAUUCCCGCUUGUGCGUGCCACAUUAGCUGGUUUGCUCAAUUACACGGCGUAUUCGCUAGCCCAGGGCGUAUUUCCAAUGUUUUUACAUGUCUUGUGUUUGGCCGAUCAAACCGCAAAUUAUCUAAUUUAGUUGGCAGCUAGCCAUAUUAAUUGUUGUUUCUAGACGAGUUUCAAUGUGAGACAGGCGUUCUCAGUCUUGUUUACAAUGCUAGUUCGCCUACGUUAGCUUUAGCUAGCUAGCUAUUUUUAUAGUCAACAUGACUCAGCCUGUAGCUACAGCCCUUGACUGCCUAGCUAGUGAGUGUGUCCAAAUGUAAAUUUCGCCUGAUAAUAAUUUUGCUGUACAACGAACGUUUGCCCAACUAGAAAGCAGCAGCAGUAUCUAUUCAUUUUGGAACUAGCCAGGUGAUGUCAAAUUGAAAGAAACAUUAUUUAGUUGAGUUCAAGCAUCUACUGAAUUAGUUGAGGUUAGAAUAAUUAGUUGAGGUUAGAAGCCCCACGUGUGGCUGCUUCUCAGUUCUCUUCUCAAUAAGGCCCGAGGGUGUGUUGUAUAUGGCCAAUAUACCAGGCUAAGGGCUGUUCUUAUGCAUGGCGGAGUUCCUGGACACAGCCCUUAGCCGUGGUAUAUUGGCCAUAUACGUAAUUAGAGCAGUAAAUAUAAAUGUUUUGUCAUACCCGUGGUGUAUGGUCUGAUAUACCACGGCUGUCAGCCAGUCAUUCAGGGCUCGAACCACCCAGUUUGUAAUGAUCUUUUUGGGAUUCGUUUUUUUACCGGUACAGGACCAGUGUCUCUCAAAGAAAAUUAGCUAGAGAUUAUGUGAUUUAUGUGUCAAUAAAUGUCUUUGGUAGACUUGAACGAAUUGUCAAACAUUCAAGGUAGCUUCCAUUAGCACGAAUAGUAAACAGUAUCGAAAAUCACAACCAAAAGUAAAUACCUAACUAUUGUAAAUACCUUUUUCAUCUUCACAGGGUGGUGUUGAAUGACUAAAUGAUCAAGAUAAAGGAGUGUGAAGAUCGCUGGAGGAUUCAACAUGAAGUUGUAUGUAUUCCAGGUCAACAAUGGAAGCACUCUGACAUUUGACACAGAGCUUGCUGUCCAAACGUAAGACCCAUUAAUUUAUUAUUUCAGAUUAUCCUUAUCCAUUUUCUACUAGUCUCAAAGGAAAAUUGAAUUCAUGCUGAAAUCAAAAAGUAAUCUGAACCUGUCUUCUUGCAGAGUGUUGGACCUCAAACAUGCCAUCCAGGUCAAAUACAAGAUUGCAACCCAGCAUCAAGUCCUGGUUGUCAAUGGAGGGGAGUGUAUGGUUGCAGAGAGGCGAGUCUGCAGCUACAGUGCUGGCACGGUAAAUUUGCAUCAUUUGGAAUGAUUGUUUGUUUUUGGUGAUGAUUGUGUUGCAUAAAGGAGCUGGUUUUGACUUGAUUGAUUACAGUUUUCUGUGCAAGGUGUUGAAAAAAAAGAGGACAUCAUUAUUCCAGAUGUGUUCUGUUCAAGAGUCUUGACAUAUUGUGUUUUUGUUUCCCAGGACACCAACCCCAUAUUCCUGUUCAACAAAGAGAUGAUUUUGUGUGACCGGGCUCCGACUAUCCCCAAAACCACCUUCUCUAUUGAGAAUGAGAUGGAGCUCAAGGUGGAGGAGUCACUAAUGAUGCCAGCAGUUUUUCACACCGUUGCCUCACGAACACAACUUGCUGUGGUAAAUGUUUUGUUGGUCUAGUUACUACUUUCUCAAAAUAAGCCAUCACUGUUGCUGUACCUUGUUUUACAACAUUAAAAUAGGAUAUGAAAAUGUAAUGUUCUCAAUAUUCAAAUAAGGGUAGCUAAUCAAAUGUAGGAUUGUUUUGGCAUUUUUAGUGUGAUCAAACUUCUGAAUACCAUUCUUAUGCUUCUCUAGGAAAUGUUUGAAGUCGCCAAGAAACUUUGCUCUUUCUGCGAACGCCUGGUUCACGAUGAACACCUCCAACACCAAGGCUGGGCUGCCAUCAUGGCAAACCUGGAUGACUGCACCCUUUCCUAUCAGAAGCUACUGUGGAAAUUUGACACGGCAUACAUUAAUUAUCAACAAGACUUUGAGGAUAUCAAAUUGAAACUGACAAAGUAAGUGACUCCCUGCGUAAAUAUUAAGUUUGAUGCAAUUGGAAAGGGGGGGGGGGGGGUGAAUAAUGCAAUUUGGAUGUGUUGGCCUGCUGUGACAGUUCAGUCAAUAGGUUCAAUUUCAAUUAAUUAUUCAGGUUAAAUGAAUGUAUCUCACAGAUAAAGUGCUGUAUCAGGUUAGAUCUCUGUGUGUGGCAUACCACAUCAGCUAAUUACGUUAAUCAUAUUUUUACAUUUUAGUCAUUUAGCAGAUGCUCUUAUCCAGAGUGACUGACAGUAGUGAGUGCAUACAUUUUCUUUCUUUCAUACUGGUCCCCUGUGGGAAUCGAACCCACAACCCUGGUGUUUUUUCAUCUCUCUCUCUCUCCAACCCCCCCCACCUCCCCCGCCCGCCACACUUGCAUUAAUUAAUCUGUAUCCAAAGAAUCUGUGCCGCAUGUGACCUGUAUCCAAAGAUGUAAAUGUAAAUUCUAUGGGUGUGAACUGAGAUUUAACAUGUCCUUUUCUAGACUGGGGACAGCAGUCUCAGUCAUGGCCAAGAUCCCCCUGCUGGAGUGUCUGACCCGCCACAGCUACAGAGAAUGCCUAGAGAAGUCCUGCUCCACUCCAGACAAGGACUCAGAUGAGACAGAAGAGGAGAAGUCCACUGACUCUGUGCUCUGCCCCACCCCCACCGAAACACAAAGGAACUCCACCAAGCUACUUAUGUCAAUCUCUGCUCCGGGGGCGGUGGGCUCACCCGACACCGCCGAAGCCCAGGAAAGCAGUGAGAUGACUGACAGUAGUGGGCUGAGGGCAGCCCUGCAGGAGGCAGACUCUCCAGAGAGGGCCAACCCCCCGUCCUUCAACGUCACACUGCUGGACUGGAUCAAUGUUCAAGACCGGCCCAAUGACGUGGAAUCAGUUGUGAGGAAAUGCUUUGACUCCAUCAAUAGGGUGAGUCACUGUUGUUUGUGUCUGUAUGUUCUCUUUAUUGUGUCUGUAUUUCUGUAUGUGUGGCUGAAUAGGCCUCUCUCAGUGGCCUUGCCAUGACUCCACAGUGCAAUUCUGUAUCAACAUGAGUCUAAAUUCAGUUAUGCAAGUUUAUUUAGUUAAAAGCACGUUUUGGUUGUAAAGUGUGAAGAAACAGGCAGAAUGGAGCCACAUCGUCCUUUCUAUUUCAGCUCGACCCACGGAUCAUUCAACCAUUCUUGGCGGAAUGUCGAGACACGAUAGCCAAACUGGAUAAUCAGAACAUGAAAGCCAUCAAAGGGCUUGAGGACAGGUUAUACGCUCUAGACCAAAUGAUAGCGAGCUGUAACAAGUUGGUCAAUGAACAGAAGGAACUUGCUCAGGUAAGCAAAAUAAAUCUUAUCUAAAUUAUGUAAUUGUGCCAAAUGCCAAUAGUGAAUAAAACACUGUAUAGAAAUUAGCCUAUUCAUUCAAAUGACUACUAGAUAACAUGAUGUACUGUAUACUGCAAUCAAGCUUUUAGUUGAAAAUGUGUGCAUGAAAUAAACCAAACUAAACUCACCUAUCAAUCAAUCUAUUGGCUUUUAGGGAUUUCUGGCCAAUCAGAAUCGUGCUGAGAACCUGAAGGAUACAUCCGUGCUGCCUGACCUGUGUCUUAGUCACGCCAACCAGCUGAUGAUCAUGCUGACCAACCACAGGAAGCUGCUGGACAUCAAACAGAAGUGCACCACUGCCAAACAGGAACUGGCGAACAACCUACAAGUUCGACUCAAGUAAGACAUCUGUUAAUCUGUCUAAUUUUUAAUAAGAUGUUCUCCGUGGCUCUCGGUGCAUCUUCAUCCCAGAAGACAAUAACAUACAGCUGAAAAUCCCUUGAGCAAUGAAAUGAACCAAAUUGCUCUACUGAAUCCAGACUUCUAACUGGUCAAAUACAGCCAUUGAAAGCACAAAACUAACUAAGCUAACACUGUAGAAAUAAUGCUAACUUAGCCAAGCUAACGCAUCCUGACCACUGUGACUGUAGAUGGUGCUGCUAUGUGAUGCUGCACGCGGAUCAGGACGGGGAGAAGCUGCAGGCCUUGCUGAGGCUGCUGACAGAGCUGAUGGAGAGGGUCCGGGUGGUGGACGCCCUCAGCAGCGUGCCUCAGAUGUACUGCCUGGCUGUGGUGGAGGUGGUCCGCAGGAAGAUCUUCAUAGGCCACUACAGAGAGGUCAGAAAACAGGACCAUCAUGUGACCCCUUCUCAAAACCCAAUCCCAACACACGUCUCCCCUUGUUCCAACUUGCAGACCUAACACAAGCCUCAACCUCCAGCCAGGCCUUAAGAUAUGCAAUGAAACUCAAAUUGGAGGGAAAAUAGUGUAAAUUCUGCUCUUCUAUUCUUAUCUCUCUUCUCAGUGGGCCUGUGCUCUCGUGAAGGAUGGAAAGCAUCUCUAUGAGACUGAGAAGUAUAAAAGGGAAACGUUUGGCAAGUUGUUCAGUAAGUUCCUUUAUUAAAAAAAAGAAAAUCCUAUUUGAUGAUAUUUAACAAGUGUCCCUUCUGAAAUUAACAUACAUUAAUUCCUACUUACAGCUGAGCUGACAUAAAGCUCUGUGAUCCUCUUUGCAGGGAAAUCUUUUCUCAGAAAUCGCUUGUUUAGAGGACUUGACUCAUGGCCCCCCACUUCAUUUUGCGUAAGUAGUCAGUCAGUUGUGGUGUUUUUUAAACAUCUAUUUCAUUUCCAAAAUAUUGUAAUCCAACCCAUUUCUCUCGUUUUUGUUGUUUAUCCCUCUUUUAUCGUGUAGACGCGAAAGCCCAGAAAGUUUGACUUUGAGCUUCCAGAUAUUUCCCUUGGUGACCUGCAGUACUUAAAGACCUGUUGUCCUCCAGAGGUGCAGCCUUUCCUCAGGUAGGCCGUGGUUUCCCUCUCCUGCAAAGUGAAGCAAUAACCAUGCAUGUCUUGUAACAGGCCUACUUAGUACCUGUCUGCUUUAUGUUUUAGUUAACUUGUGAACACUUGGCUGUAUUAUCUGUUGCAAUAUGCAGUGCAAUAACCCUGUUACUUUUCCCCAGGCUUCCAACACUGCGUGACUUUGAGCCUUUGCACCAGCACGUCGAGAUGCUUCAACAAUUGGUGCUAGCUGCUCAAGCUGCCAGUGUGGACGAGAUGUCUCAAACUAUCACUGACUUACUGAGCGAACAAAGGGUAAUCACAAUCUACAAUGGAAUAUGCACUGGCAAUAAUCCAAAAGCACAGAGAUCACUGUCCCUUUAUUGCAUAUUCUUCUCUCACUCCCCUUCUCAUUUCUGUUCCUCCAGGUGUCAUGCAGCCAGAGUGCUCAGAGAUCCACGACAGCGGUGACCCCGUUGACCCCGCGGUCCGACAGCACCCCGGGGACCACCUUUACCUCCUCCAAGACCCCCUCCACUCUCAGUCUCCCGGGCCCACUCUGCCAGCCCCUUCCUGGCCCCACCACCCUGGAGGACCUGUCCCCAGACAGCAUCGACGCCCAAACCUUCGACUUUGAGACCAUUAGCCACCCCAACAUGGACCCCGUCCUGCAGCAGGCCGGCUCCCUGGACCUGGACUCUCUGGCUGAGAGCCCCGAGUCAGACUUCAUGUCGGCGGUCAACGAGUUUGUGAUCGAAAACUCGCCCACCCCCAUCAGUGACCCCACCAGCCCAGAGAUGAUGGUGGAGUCGCUGUACUCUUCGGUCAUCAAUGCCAUCGACAGCAAGCGCAUGCAUGACACCACCACCUUAGAGAGGGAGAACUCCAAGAUGGCCGCGCUAAAGCUGAGCAUUGAGAAGUACCGCACUGCCGCCGAGGAGUCCCAGACCAACCUGCGGAGCGUCAAGGAUGACCUGUACCGCUACAGAGACCUGGUGUUAAAGGAGCAGCGAGACUUUGGCUUCGCCUUGAAGACCAUGACCAUUGAGGUGCGCAACAUGGUGGACACCAUCUGUAAGAAAGAGGAGGAGGAGCUGAGGGAGCAGCACCAGGCCGAGCUCCACUCCCUGCAGCAGGACCACGAGAAGCAGCUUCAGGCCCUGACAGAAGAGAACCAGGUCAACCAGAACAUUGUGAAAGAUGUGCAGCGGGCCAUGCUGGACCUGGAGGGGCUGCUGGAGCACAAAGAGAAGGCGCUUACCCAGCUGGAGGUCGAGAGGGAGCACUGGGCCGAGGCAGAGAACGGACACACUCAAAGGGCCAGGGACCUGGAGCAGAAGGUCAGCAAUCAGGCCCAAGAAGUGCAGACCCUGGCUGCCUCCAGAGACUCCCUGGCCAGCCAGCUGGAGAUGCUGCACGUUGAGAUCGAGCGCAGCCAGCAGAAAAUCCGCCAGGAGCUGGAGGGGGCCGAGCAGUCCCACCUGCAGGAGCUGGAGGAGAGGAUGAGGCAGCAGCACCAGGCCCAGUUAGACACCCUGGCCCGGGAGAACCAGGAGGCCCAGGAGCAUCUGGCCACAGAGAACAGGGCCAAGCUGAGCGAUGUCACUGACCUGCACGUCGCCACCCUGACAGAGAGGGACGGCCAGCUGAGGGACCUGGAGGCCCGGGUCGUCGAGCUGGCUGACCUGCGCUGCAAGCUGGAGGUGGAGCUGGCCCUGAAAGAGUCUGAGACGGAAGAGGUGAGGCUGCUGUACGAGGAGGCCAAGCAGGGGCAGCAGGAGGCUAAUGUGGGGAAGGCCACAGUGGAGGCAGAGACCCAGUCCCUCAGCAAACAGCUAGCCCAGGUUAACAGGCAGCUGCAGGCCAAGAACGAGGAGUACGAGACAGGCCUGGCUGAGCUGAGGAGGCUGAUGCGGCUGGAGAAGGACCAGUGUAUCUCUGAGUUGGUGGACAGGCACGAGGAGGAGAGGAACCAGCUCCGCUGCGAGCUCACCACCCUGCAGCAGCAGACCCAGGACACUGAGAGGAGCCGCGUGGAGCAGCUGCAGAACCUCCAGCGAGACCUCGACCUGGCGCUGUGUGAAGAUAAGGAGAAGCAGCGGAGGAGUUCUGAGGAGCAGGAGCAACACUUAAGGACAGUUAUCUGCGAUUUGCAGGUGGAGAACGACCUGCUCGCCAAAGGAUUAGAGCAGGACACACAACAUUUGGAGGAAGAGAAGACCUUGAAGGCUGCUGUACCAGAUGACUUUAAAGACUUAAAGCAACAAAAGGUGGAGAUGGAGAAAAGACUGUUAGACAAAAUUAGACAACUUGAAAAUGACCUUCAGGAAAGACAAUCCUCUGAAAGGUAUGAGCUGAUGAAUGCCCCACUGCUCUCUACUUGCAUUAAACAGAACUGUGAUUUGCAAUAAACAUUUCAUUAGCCUUGUAAUGAACAAGAUUACUAUUCAUACAGACCAUUAUUAGCUGCGACAUUAGUGUCUCCAUGUGAUAUAUUGUAUCUAAUACAGCAAACAUUUUAGUUAAUCACUCCCAGACUUCAGUGAGCUGUAGUAUACCCUGAAAAUAGCAGUUUUGUUAUGUGGCAUAGUUGCAUUUAGGGUUGGGUUACCGCUAAGUGCAAUGUUUACAUCAUGAAAAAAGGGCCUGCGGGAAAGCUAGGGGAAACCACAGCUUGUACCGUAUGCUUGACAUAUACCUGUUGCCUAAGGGUCUCUGUCUGCCUGUGUCUCUGUCUGCCUGUGUCUCUGUCUGCCUGUGUCUCUGUCUGUACCUGGGCUGUUUGUGUGUCUGUCUGUGUCUCUGGGUCUGUAUUUUACUUAUGUUUCUGUCUGUGUGUGUCCCUCAGAGAGGCAGGGUUGUCGGAGGUGCAGACAGAGGGUCGGGGGUCUGAUGCUGGGGCUCCUCUCUCCCUGGACUCUGCCUUGCAGGAGUGUCUGCAGCAGGAGACGUCGUCACUGCACACCCAGCUGGAGCUGCUGGAGAGGAGGAAGAACGAGGAGAUGCAGAACCUCAAGACCUCGCUCAUCGCAGAACAACAGGUCAGUGUUAGGCUAGUCCUCCCCAGAUCUUCAGAGGGUUCCUCUGUCAAUAUUGACCAGCACCAAAUCUACAGUGCCUUGCAAAAAUAUUCAUCCCCCUGGCGUUUUUCCUAUUUUGUUGCAUUGCAACCUGUAAUUUAAAUGGAUUUUUAUUUGCAUUUCAUGUAAUGGACAUACACAAAAUAGUCAAAAUUGGUGAAGUGGAAUGAAAAAAAUAACUUGUUUCAAAAUAUUCUACAAAAUAAAUAACGGAAAAGUGGUGCGUGCAUACGUAUUCACCCUUUUCUAUGAAGCCCCUAAAUAAGAUCUGGUGCAACCAAUUACCUUCAGAAGUCACAUAAAUAGUUAGAUUGCACACAGGUGGACUUUAUUUAAGUGUCACAUGAUCUGUCACAUGAUCUCAGCAUAUAUACACCUGUUCUGAAAGGCCCCAGAGUCUGCAACACCACGCUAUGUCUGGCGCAAACCCAACACCUCUCAUCACCCCGAGAACACCAUCCCCACAGUGAAGCAUGGUGGUGGCAGCAUCAUGCUGUGGGGAUGUUUUUCAUUGGCAGGGACUGGGAAACUGGUCAGAAUUGAAGGAAUGAUGGAUGGCGCUAAAUACAGGGAAAUUAUUUAAGGAAACCUGUUUGUCUUCCAGAGAUUUGAGACUGGGACGGAGGUUCACCUUCCAGCAGGACAAUUAUCCUAAGCAUACUGCUAAAGCAACACUCGAGUGGUUUAAGGGGAAACCUCUAAAUGUGUUGGAAUGGCCUAGUCAAAGCCCAGACCUCAAUCAAAUCGAGAAUCUGUGGUAUGACUUAAAGAUUGCUGUACACCAGCGGAACCCAUCCAACUUGAAGGAGCUGGAGCAGUUUUGCCUUGAAGAAUGGGCAAAAAUCCCAGUGGCUAGAUGUGCCAACCUUAUAGAGACAUACCCCCAAGAGACUUGCAGCUGUAAUUGCUGCAAAAGGUGGUUCUACAAAGUAUUGACUUUGGGGGGGAUGAAUAGUUAUGCAAGCUCAAGUUUUCAGUUUUUUUGUCUUAUUUCUUGUUUGUUUCACAAUAAAAAUAUAUUUUGCAUCUUCAAAGUGGUAGGCAUGUUGUGUAAAUCAAAUGAUACAAACCCCCAAAAAUCCAUUUUAAUUCCAUGUUGUAAGGAAACAAAAUAGGAAUAAUGCCAAGGGGGGUGAUUACUUUCGCAAGCCACUGUACAUACACUACAAUUUAAAUCCUAUAGUCUGUAGUUUGUCUGCCUAAAAUGUUUAGCUUUUAACUAAUUGUUUAGCUAAAUGUUUCAAUUUUUAGCAUUUGUCUCCAAUUACCUUCUAAGUAGGUCUAAUUGUGAUCCACUGGCAACUGCAAACAAACUGACCACUGGUGACCAACAUCUAAAUCUCUACAGAUACUCCAUUACAUCACUACUACUAAGUCUUAGUCACCCCUUAAUGAAAGCAAAUCUGUGGGGCAGUAUGUGUGUAUUAUAAUUAUAGCACACAGUGUUCUCAUGUCCUCUUGCUUGCAGUCCAAAUGGGAAUAUGAUACUGGUCUGUGUGACCCUCUUGGUAGAACGUGGUUAGGCCUAAACCAAGUUGUUGGGAGUAAAAAGCGGUUAGAACAAGUUAGAAACAUCAGUUAGAACACAUUCUGCCUCACAAAUAUACAGUGGGGAGAACAAGUAUUUGAUACACUGCCGAUUUUGCAGGUUUUCCUACUUACAAAGCAUGUAGAGGUCUGUAAUUUUUAUCAUAGGCACACUUCAACUGUGAGAGACAGAAUCUAAAACAAAAAUCCAGAAAAUCACAUUGUAUGAUUUGUAAGUAAUUAAUUUGCAUUUUAUUGCAUGACAUAAGUAUUUGAUCACCUACCAACCAGUAAGAAUUCCGGCUCUCACAGACCUGUUAGUUUUUCUUUAAGAAGACCUCCUGUUCUCCACUCAUUACCUGUAUUAACUGCACCUGCUUGAACUCGUUACCUGUAUUAAAGACACCUGUCCACACACUCAAUCAAACAGACUCCAACCUCUCCACAAUGGCCAAGACCAGAGAGCUGUGUAAGGACUUCAGGGAUACAAUUGUAGACCUGCACAAGGCUGGGAUGGGCUACAGGACAAUAGGCAAGCAGCUUGGUGAGAAGGCAACAACUGUUGGCGCAAUUAUUAGAAAAUGGAAGAAGUUCAAGAUGACGGUCAAUCACCCUCGGUCUGGGGCUCCUUGCAAGAUCUCACCUCGUGGGGCAUCAAUGAUCAUGAGGAAGGUGAGGGAUCAGCCCAGAACUACACGGCAGGACCUGGUCAAUGACCUGAAGAGAGCUGGGACCACGGUCUUAAAGAAAACCAUUAGUAACACACUAUGCGGUCAUGGAUUAAAAUCCUGCAGCGCACGCAAGGUCCCCCUGCUCAAGCCAGCGCAUGUCCAGGCCCGUCUGAAGUUUGCCAAUGACCAUCUGGAUGAUCCAGAGGAGGAAUGGGAGAAGGUCAUGUGGUCUGAUGAGACGAAAAUAGAGCUUUUUGGUCUAAACUCCACUCGCCGUGUUUGGAGGAAGAAGGAUGAGUACAACCCCAAGAACACCAUCCCAACCGUGAAGCAUGGAGGUGGAAACAUCAUUCUUUGGGGAUGCUUUUCUGCAAAGGGGACAGGACGACUGCACCGUAUUGAGGGGAGGAUGGAUGGGGCCAUGUAUCGCGAGAUCUUGGCCAACAACCUCCUUCCCUCAGUAAGAGCAUUGAAGAUGGGUUGUGGCUGGGUCUUCCAGCAUGACAACGACCCGAAACACACAGCCAGGGCAACUAAGGAGUGGCUCCGUAAGAAGCAUCUCAAGGUCCUGGAGUGGCCUAGCCAGUCUCCAGACCUGAACCCAAUAGAAAAUCUUUGGAGGGAGCUGAAAGUCCGUAUUGCCCAGCGACAGCCCCGAAACCUGAAGGAUCUGGAGAAGGUCUGUAUGGAGGAGUGGGCCAAAAUCCCUGCUGCAGUGUGUGCAAACCUGGUCAAGACCUAUAGGAAAAGUAUGAUCUCUGUAAUUGCAAACACAGGUUUCUGUACCAAAUAUUAAGCUUUUCUGAUGUGUCAAAUACUUAUGUCAUGCAAUAAAAUGCAAAUUAAUUACUUAAAAAUCAUACAAUGUAAUUUUCUGGAUUUUUGUUGUAGAUUCCGUCUCUCACAGUUGAAGUGUACCUAUGAUAAAAAUUACAGACCUCUACAUGCUUUGUAAGUAGGAAAACCUGCAAAAUCGGCAGUGUAUCAAAUACUUGUUCUCCCCACUGUAUAUAUUUUUACUAUUUCAAUGAAUUAUUAUUAUUAUCAUAGGUUUUGCUGCCAAGCCUAAGAUCCUCCUAGCAUAAGAUCUUAUGGUAAAGCGAGCAUGCUUGAUUGUGGUCUGUUGUUCUGAGCCGUGACUCAACCCUCAAUUGACUCACUGAGCCUCACCUGUCUGGUAGUUCUUUGUCCUCUGUGACUGCCUCACUGUGUGUUAACUUACUGCUGCUGCAUUGUCUGGGAGGUGUCUGAAAGCCUUAAUUUCCCCCUCCUCCCUCCCCAGACUAACUUCAACACUGUGCUGACGAGAGAGAAGCUGAAAAAGGAACAGAUCAUCAGUGAUCUGACAGAGAAGCUGCGGAAGGUUACCCAGCAACAGGAGAAGGACAAAGGUACAGGACAGACAGACACGUACAGCUAGGACACUGAGAGAACAGAAUGAUUUCUGCCUUCUGAAAACGUAAUGGGCUGGAAAUACUGAAACUAGAUUGCAUUUUCUAUGCUGUUAUUGGUUUCAGUGGUUCGUUCAGCCCUUGAAUAUGUUGGUUGAUUGUACUGAAUGUCAGUCUUGCUGCAGUCCAUUCAUCCUGAUAUGUUCACUGUGUGUCUCCAGGUCUAAUAGAGACGCUGUCUGAAGACCGGGCCAUCGUCAUGCAGGAGAAGAAGCAGUUGGAGGAGGACCUGAACCGGCUGCGCAGCACUGCCCUGGUGUCCUCGGCCUACUACAGCCCUAACCCCUUAACCCUGGAGCCCACUGGAGCCAGGCCUGGACCUGGGCUUUGUCCUGGUCCUGGGACUGAAAUUGAGGUUGGGACUGGAGCCUGCUACUCGGAGCCCUUCCUUGACCCAGACAGACUGGCCUCUGUGGCCACCAUCAGAGAGGAUGACAGGGUGGACUCAGCUGUGGAGGCCAGUAUGGUGACAGUGCAGUAAGCAUCUCCCAAACAUUCCAAACAUAAACAUUCCAAUAAACAGUGACUCAUAAUAACCCCCUAACAUCGUAAUGAAUCUGUCAUUUUAUAGAAAUAAGUUAAGCUUUGACAGAUCUACUUGACAAAAUAUUUGUCUAAUGGUACUUGUUUAAACUUGUUAAAUGAUACAGUGGGGAGAACAAGUAUUUGAUACACUGCCGAUUUUGCAGGUUUUCCUACUUACAAAGCAUGUAGAGGUCUGUAAUUUCUAUCAUAGGUACACUUCAACUGUGAGAGACAGAAUCUAAAACAAAAAUCCAGAAAAUCACAUUGUAUGAUUUUUAAGUAAUUAAUUUGCAUUUUAUUGCAUGACAUAAGUAUUUGAUCACCUACCAACCAGUAAGAAUUCCGGCUCUCACAGACCUGUUAGUUUUUCUUUAAGAAGACCUCCUGUUCUCCACUCAUUACCUGUAUUAACUGCACCUGCUUGAACUCGUUACCUGUAUUAAAGACACCUGUCCACACACUCAAUCAAACAGACUCCAACCUCUCCACAAUGGCCAAGACCAGAGAGCUGUGUAAGGACAUCAGGGAUAAAAUUGUAGACCUGCACAAGGCUGGGAUGGGCUACAGGACAAUAGGCAAGCAACUUGGUGAGACGGCAACAACUGUUGGCGCAAUUAUUAGAAAAUUGAAGAAGUUCAAGAUGACGGUCAAUCACCCUCAGUCUGGGGCUCCUUGCAAGAUCUCACCUCGUGGGGCAUCAAUGAUCAUGAGGAAGGUGAGGGAUCAGCCCAGAACUACAUGGCAGGACCUGGUCAAUGACCUGAAGAAAGCUGGGACCACGGUCUCAAAGAAAACCAUUAGUAACACAUUACGCCGUCAUGGAUUAAAAUCCUGCAGUGCACGCAAGGUCCCCCUGCUCAAGCCAGCGCAUGUCCAGGCCCGUCUGAAGUUUGCCAAUGAUCAUCUGGAUGAUCCAGAGGAGGAAUGGGAGAAGGUCAUGUGGUCUGAUGAGACAAAAAUAUAGCUUUUUGGUCUAAACUCCACUCGCCGUGUUUGGAGGAAGAAGAAGGAUGAGUACAACCCCAAGAGCACCAUCCCAACCGUGAAGUAUGGAGGUGGAAACAUCAUUCUUUGGGGAUGCUUUUCUGUAAAGGCGACAGGACGACUGCACCGUAUUGAGGGGAGGAUGGAUGGGGCCAUGUAUCGCGAGAUCUUGGCCAACAACCUCCUUCCCUCAGUAAGCGCAUUGAAGAUGGGUCGUGGCUGGGUCUUCCAGCAUGACGACCCGAAACACACAGCCAGGGCAACUAAGGAGUGGCUCCGUAAGAAGCAUCUCAAGGUCCUGGAGUGGCCUAGCCAGUCUCCAGACCUGAACCCAAUAGAACAUCUUUGGAGGGAGCUGAAAGUCCGUAUUGCCCAGCGACAGCCCCGAAACCUGAAGGAUCUGGAGAAGGUCUGUAUGGAGGAGUGGGCCAAAAUCCCUGCUGCAGUGUGUGCAAACCUGGUCAAGAACUACAGGAAAAGUAUGAUCUCUGUAAUUGCAAACAAAGGUUUCUGUACCAAAUAUUAAGUUCUGCUUUUCUGAUGUAUCAAAUACUUAUGUCAUGCAAUAAAAUGCAAUUUAAUUACUUAAAAAUCAUAUAAAUGUGAUUUUCUGGAUUUUUGUUUUAGAUUCCGUCUCUCACAGUUGAAGUGUACCUAUGAUAAAAAUUACAGACCUCUACAUGCUUUGUAAGUAGGGAAACCUGCAAAAUCGGCAGUGUAUCAAAUACUUGUUCUCCCCACUGUAUAGAGCGUGGAGACUUAUUGGUUGAACUGUGGACAGUGAGGCCUUCGAAAUGCAUUAGACCAAUUUAUGAAUAGAAGUUGUAGGCUGUCAAAGAAUAAUGUUGAAGAUAGUAGUAGCAUGUCAGUUUUAAUGUGUAAAAGAUUAAGAAGGAUGUUGAAAAUGCUUGUUUGAGAUAGCCAGACAAGGAUGGACAAAGUGAGGACAAAUAACAGACAGAGAGCAAGGGAGGCUAGGAUCGGAAAAUGUAAGUUAUUUCUUUAUUUUUACUGUUAACUACGGUCAGGUAGGCUAGCAAUCGUUAUUAUUACCCCAGAGAAGGUCACUCUAAAUUCAUAUUUAUGCUUGUUGAAUUUUCAUAUUUCAGAGUAAGAAUUUGUUUGAAUGAUUCUCAAAUGUGUUAAAAGCUGUCGCUACAGUGAUCUGAUUAUUGGUCCAUUGUUUCUUUAUCAGCGAUAACAUCCUGAUGAUGUCUGAGGAGAAACAGCGGAUACUGUUACUUGAGAGGGUGAGUAGACACCUCUAUGACAUUAUCUUCUAAAUGGAACCCGAUGAAGUUGGGGUCCUUGAAUUAGGAAUUACAAUACUAAUAGGAUCUCUAUAUAUGGGUUGUUCUAGAAUUUGUCUUGAGUUCUUUGUCCUAACGUGUGCUGUCAUAUUUCAGACUUUACAUAUGAAGGAAGAAGAAAACAAGCGCCUCAGUCAAAGACUGGUAUGUUUUAUUAACUUUGAUAACUGAUUAGAGAAUGUGGAAAUGUUGCUAUUAAUAUAAUGUGAUUGUUUAACUAUUCUAGGGCAAGAAAACAACAAAAAAUGUCCAUUUCUUUUUAUUCAUUUUUUACAUGGUUUCCAUGUGUAUAGUUGUCCCCCACAAUGAAAUCGGGGAGGGGACUGUGGAUCUGUCUCCGUACGUUUGUACGUUAGUCACACGCGAUAUCUCAGACAGCACUGGCCCGAUUUUGACGAAACUUGGAUGAAUGAUGCGUCUUGCCAUAGAGAUCCUGAAUUUACAGAAUUACACUGAUAGGCCCAAAGGGGGUGCUAGAGUAAUCAACUGAAAUUCCAAACAUUGAACAUGCAUAUCUCCUGUACCGUUUGAGCUUGAAUUGUUGUCACUAAUUGGCGCUGCAUCAUUUGUGGGGGACAACAUGUUUACUAUUGCCUUGUAACUUAUGGAUAUACACUCAGUGGCUAGUUUAUUAGGUACACCUAUCUAGUACCGGGUCGGAUCCCCCUUUGCCUCCAGAACAGCCGGAAUUCUUCGGGGCAUGGAAAUGUUGCUCAAUUGUUAUCAAGGGACCUAACAUGUGCCAGGAAAACAUUCCCCACACCAUUACACCACUGACACCAGCCUGUAUUGUUGACACCAGGCUGGAUGGGGUCAUGGACUCAUGCUGCUUAUGCCAAAUCCUGACUGCUAUCAGCAUCACGCAACAGGAAUUGGGAUUCUGGGGACCAGGCAAUGUUUUUCCAUUCCUCAAUUGUCCAGUGUUGGUGAUCGUGUGCCCACUGGAUCUGCUUCUUCUUGUUUUUAGCUGAUAGGAGUGGAACCCAGUGUGGUUGUCUGCUGGAAUAGCCCGUCCGUGAAAAGGACAGACGAGUUGUGCGUUCCAAGAUGCUGUUCUGCACACCACUGUUGUACUGCGCCGUUAUUUGCCCGUUUUGUGGCCUGCCUGUUAGCUUGCACGAUUCUUGCCAUUCCCCUUUCAAACCUCAUCAACAAGCUGUUUUCCCUAGACACUGUUGUGUGUGAACUCAGGAGGCCGGCGAUUUCUGAGAUACUGGAACCGGCGCGCCUGCCACUCGAGCAGUAACUGAAUGCCUUGAUGCCUGUCUGCCUGUGUUAUAUAGCAAGCCACGGCCAUGUGACUCACUGUCUGGCCACGUGACUCACUGUCUGUAGGAGCUAACCAUUUUCUUGAAUGGGGUGGAGUACCUAAUAAACUGUAUUAGUGUAUAUCCCGUUAGAAUUCAUUUAGCUUUGACACAGGCAUUGUCAGUGUACCCAAGGCUAUUUUACCCCAGCACCACUAGAUGGCAAUAGCAUCAAAGCUUAUAUCCAGCAGACCUAGGAGAUUUCUGAGCCGUAACAGUAACUUCCUCGGUCAAAAGGAAAAUCAAUACAGUCAUUCAGGCAGUUAGACAUAUUGCAGCACUAUUGCACACAUACCUAAACAAUAGCAUAAAAAUAAAUGCCAAAAUGUAUAUGUUCCAGCAAAUACAUUUCACGCCACACAACAUACAGUGGUGGUAUUGUCAGCUGCCAUGCAAAGAUCAGUCAGAGCAGGAAUGCAUCCAUGACCAGCAGUGUCAAGAAGAUCAUACUCUCACUCAUAACACUAUUACCUUUCUCUCUUUGUAGAUGUCUCAAAGCAUGUCCUCGGUGUCGUCACGGCAUUCAGAGAAAAUCGCCAUCAGAGAGUAAGCGUAUAAGAUUGCCACAUAAAGUGCUGAUGUGUAGAUGCAGUGCUUGUACGGUUCCUCCUUUGUAAAAAAUUUAAUGAGUUUUCUCCAGCAAAUCUGUUUUUCAGCAGUAUGAACACCCAAGAUGAUUAUUUUUUACUGCAUUUUUAUCUCUUAAUAUCUGGUUAAUCCUUUUGUUGUAUAUAGUAUCUAGCACCAUUUUGUGUCAAGGUUGACCCCUGUGUCCAUUUCAGUUUCCAGGUUGGCGACUUGGUUCUGAUCAUCCUAGAUGAAAGGCAUGACAACUAUGUGCUGUUCACCGUGGGUCCCACCCUGUACUUCCUCCACUCUGAGUCCCUCACUGCACUGGACCUCAAACCAGGUUAGACAAUCACCAUAGCCUAAUACUUGUAGGCCUCAAUACUUUAAAAAAAACUAUAUGUAGCUAAGUUAUUAGAGAAUAUUUAGUUACUAAGUUAUAAAAUACAAAGUUAUGUACAAUUUCACUUUUGUUGCAUAAAUACAAAGUUGCAUACAAUUUAUAAUAUAUACAAUUAUACAAAGUUAUUGUAUGAUGAAGAUAUGUUUUGUAGAACAAGUUGUGCAAAAACAAGCAUUUAUCUCCUCUUUACAAACUCAAAAUAUUGGUGAAUUUAUUAACUCUGACAACUGAAUUGGAGUAACCUAUGUCAAAAUGUUUGUGUAUUGAUCGUAUUGGUUUUAUUGUGUCAAUCACUGACAGAUCCUAUGUUUACUUCAGCAUCAGGAGCCUCAAGACGGCCGUGGGUUCUUGGAAAAGUGAUGGAGAAGGAAUAUUGCCAGGCGAAAAAGGUAAUGUGAAGUAGUGUAUAUAGGUAAUGAAUUGUAAUAGUCCAGUAGUAUAGCACAUUAGCUUUUCUUAAUAUAGAUCGUCAUUAAAGGAGGUAAAAUUCUAAUAAAUUAAAAUAGAACAUUUAAUAAUCAACAAAAAUAAUCAACAAUCAAAGGGUGACUUUUUAAGAACAUGUAUGUUGUGACUGUUUCCCUUAGGCUCAAAACCGGUUCAAAGUUCCUUUGGGCACCAAGUUCUACAGGGUGAAAGCUGUUUCAUGGAACAAGAAAGUAUAGUAUAGCCAAGUUAUGAGCUAAAAUGUAUGUUUAUAUUGCGUAAAGUUUUAAAUAGACUCUCACAUCAUACAUAAUUCAUAAAUAAAUCUCUUAUCAACUUGAAAAUGAAAAGAAAGAUCAUAAUCAUGCUAUUAUUUGGGCAUUCAGUUCAACAUCCCAUCAACCCUCUCUUUCUUUUUAAUCCGGAAGAUUUGUUAUUGUGGACCAAACGCUAUUUCUUUAUUAGGGCAUGGCCCUAAACACUGGCAGAAAGCCAUUACUACCUGUGUGUAAAUUGAACAGAAAGUAUUUUGAUGUUUAUAUAUUUAGUUCUCAUUCAUUAUCAGCAUUUGUCCUCUUUGUGGAAAAUACUGUAUCAUUACCAACAACAUAAUUAAAAUGAAAAUAUACAUUUAUUAUAAAUGUUUAUGAAGGAAUGUUCAUGGCAUGCAUAUUGAUAUAUUUGAUUUGAUUUUACUUAUCCAGAUAAAUGUCGUAGUUGGAAAUGUAGUUAAUGCUGUUUGUUACUCACAACGCAGUAUGGCCCUGUGUUAAUACUGAUAUGUACAUUUUGGCCGACUGACGAAAGCGGUUGUCAUUGCAAUCCUUGAAAAUGCACUUUCAAAAUACAACGCUUUUUGUUGAUUCAAAAGGGAAGGAAUUGUGCUGUCAAAUAAAAUAAAUACGUAAAAAUUAACUAUAACAGCACAAAACUUCCCGCUAUCAUAGAAUAUUGAUAUGUAGAAAGGAAUACUUUGCUUGUGACCGUGUUUCAUUACUGGAUGACAUUGUACAUUACCCAUCAAUCGAAUCACACAAGUAACAAUAAAUGACUGUAUUGUAAAAUAAUUUAGAGUUUUGAAACAAUAAAGGAUUGAUCCCAAAUA